ACUGACUGACGUAAAAGUAUAUUGCUUUAGUCUGAAUGUGGCGGAGGCUCGCGGAUAGUGAAAGUCAAUCACUCACAUUCAGCGUCUCAAGGAAAGACCUCAUUAACUGAUUAUUUUGCCUGAAGUAAUUGAUUUUAAUCAACAUGGAAGGUACCCAAGACAGUAGCAAGCCAGAUAAUAUAAAUGAUUUUAAUACAAACGAAUCGUCAAAGAAAACCUACGAAUUCGACGACUUGCUUCGUUUAGUCGGCGGAUUCGGUCGGUAUCCGAUGAUGUUGUACGCUUUUAUGUGUUUGAUGACAGUGCCCAUCGGUCUUCAACAACUUGUGCUGGUUUUUUACGGCGCUUCUCCGUCAUUUCAAUGUACUGCCUCGACUACAGCCAGUAAUACUUCGAUAUGCCCCAAUAAUCAGUGUUGUGGUAAUUGCACCAAAUAUGAAUUCAACGGUGAAUUUACCAGUGCAGUGUCCGAGUGGGAACUGAUCUGCGACAGAAAUCAUCUGAAGGCGUUGACUCAAGCUUCAUACUUGGCGGGCCUGCUUAUUGGCUCCUAUUCCUUUAGCAGCAUCUCCGAUCACUUCGGUCGAAGAAUCGCUGUUUUCCUUAGUAUCGCCUUCCUGGUAGGGUGUGGCACUGUGUCUGCCGUGGCAGACUGUCUUUCUCUCUUCGCCUUGUUCCGUGUCGGCGCAGGAGCUGCAGCAGCCGGUUGCCUUCUUUGCCGUUUCGUGUACUGCCUAGAACUGUCAGUCACGUCCAACAGAACUGCUGCAGGGUUUGUUAGCAACAUCUUUAUGACGCUUGGUUACGCUAUUCUAGCUUUACUAGCGUAUCUCUUGCGGGAUUGGAGGUAUUUGAUGCUGGCGGUGUCGUUACCAGGCACCCUGCUACUCGUUUUUUGGUGGUGGAUACCAGAGUCUCCGCGGUGGCUUCUUGCCAACAAUCGUCUGGACGAAGCCCACAGCCUGCUCAUGAAGUAUGCCGCCAAAAAUGGCGUCGAUGUUGACUCUAAACACCUGAAGCACGUGAUCUCUGAAGUCAGGAAAGCUGACGUCAGGAGUGAUGACACACGCAAAUACGGGACAUUUGAUUUGAUCAGGACUCCGAAACUGAGAAAGCGAAUCAUUAUCUGUUGUUUGAAUUGGUUUGUUAACGCACUUGUGUACUUUGGACUGAGUUUGAACGUGAAAAAUCUCGCUGGAAACAUGUACGUGAACUUCUUUAUCCUGAUCAUCAUCGAGCUGCCCGCCGCCCUGUUGGCUUGGUACUGUCUUCAAAGGUUUGGCCGCCGUAUCCCGUAUUGUACCUUCAUGCUGAUUGGUGGAGCGGCUGGUAUGUUGGUGUUGGCUGUACCAAACAAAGUGGAAUACCAACCAGUUAUCACAACUCUGGCCAUGAUCGGCAAGUUUUGUAUCAUGUCCACUUUCCUUACAAUCUACGUCUUCACUGCUGAGCUAUUCCCAACCGUCAUCAGAAACGUCGGUAUUGGAGUAUCAUCCAUGAUGGCCCGUAUUGGAGCAAUACUCGCACCAUAUAUUGUACUACUGGCUGAUCUUCCCAACCUGAACAAAACUCUGCCGCUGGUUAUCUUUGGAGUACUUGGGGUAACCGCUGGAAUAUUGUCAUUGUGGCUCCCAGAGACACUAUUCAGUCCCAUGCCUCAGACCGUGGAGCAGGCUGAAGCCUGGGAUGAGGAUUACAAGAUUUAUUGCUGCAAGCGGUCUGGGAUCAAGAAAUCAGAAAGAAAGGACGGUACGGGAAUAGACGAAGAACAAAAGCUAUGCAAGAUCGAAAGUCACGUGUAACUCUCAAUCAAACUACAUGGCAACUGAUCGCAAAAUCCUCUCAUGUGGCGUUUAAACAAAGAUUUAAUUUUUAAAUAUGAAAGGCUGUAUUCACAUGUAAAUAUAAUAGUAACUUGCGUGUCAAUUAACAGAUUCGUUUGAUCACCCAAUAUAACGAGUUAACAAACAAAAUUGUAAGGCCACUGACAACUGAGGUAUUCUGGCCACGUGAAGUUUCAUUGAAAACUAAAAUGAGCCCACGACUCGAGAGGCGACGGAGAUUCAGCGGUCAACAGGUGUUCUUUCACUUAAAACAGUCAAUAAAGUACAAUGUGAAACCAUUCAUUUUGCCUGUUUUGGAGUCUUUCAGUCUCGUUUUGCACGGUGUAGCUAGUACUGCCGAUAGCUAAUCUAGAGAUUCUCAAAAUCAACAAAGACCUAUGUUAAUAUACAUGGUUUACAUGGUUUAAGAGAUCAGGAGAAAUACCAAAUUCCAAUCCAGCAGCCAUACCCACGGUAGCUCUACUUGUGAUGGUCAACACUGAAUAACAGCGUCUAAGAUCGUUUGGGAUCAACCGUUUCAACCGCAACAGGUUUGGGUUGAUACGGUUGACGGUUCUCAAUAGAACACUUUUCCAACCGUUUUCGGCUGAAACGCUACAACCACGCCACAUAAUCACGCAAAUGCUUUUUCAACAGCGUCAACCCGGUUUGAGGCCGGUUGAAAAAGUUGAUCAACCAGACCAACCGAAAACGGGUUUUCCCCAAAAGAACACGACAAAAACCCAACCAACCCAACCAACUAGAAACGGUUGAUCCCAAUAACACACGACCUAAGAUACUACAUGUAAAGGAACAUGUUAUAGUUGGUUUGUAUUUCUUAGGAUUACUUCGAAUUACUCUUGUGUAAGAACUAAUUUAAAAACUUGUAAAAGGUAA
This is a messenger RNA of Orbicella faveolata, 2720 nucleotides long. RefSeq names its product organic cation transporter protein-like. Gene Ontology annotation, cellular component: membrane. NCBI's taxonomy places the organism in Eukaryota, Metazoa, Cnidaria, Anthozoa, Scleractinia, Merulinidae. Gene Ontology annotation, molecular function: transmembrane transporter activity. Gene Ontology annotation, biological process: transmembrane transport. The record is from RefSeq and is a predicted model, not a curated record.